Scatophagus argus is the source of this 3293-nucleotide messenger RNA. It is a transcript of the gene gart, whose product is annotated as phosphoribosylglycinamide formyltransferase. Lineage: Eukaryota; Metazoa; Chordata; Actinopteri; Scatophagidae. Gene Ontology annotation, biological process: adenine biosynthetic process; 'de novo' IMP biosynthetic process. The coding region runs from base 210 to 3266 and encodes 1018 amino acids. Gene Ontology annotation, cellular component: cytosol. The record is from RefSeq and is a predicted model, not a curated record. Gene Ontology annotation, molecular function: phosphoribosylamine-glycine ligase activity; phosphoribosylformylglycinamidine cyclo-ligase activity; metal ion binding. The transcript is spliced from 23 exons.
UUAAACUACAAUUCCCAUGAUGCACCGGGUAGCUACACCCCAAGGAAGUCGGGGAAAUAACCCCAAACUUUGUCGGUAAAAAAGUUUGGUCAGCGCUUAAAGGUCAGUGUGCAGUGUGUGAGAGCCGAGGAGACUCUCCUGACCGCCGACCUGAACUGGGCUCCGGCUAUUUCCUGCUCCGCUGCAUUCACACAUCACGCACAGGUACGAUGGCAGAGAGGGUUCUGGUGGUUGGCGGCGGUGGGCGGGAGCACGCGCUGGCCUGGAAACUGGCCCAGUCGCUGCAGGUUCAGCAAGUCCUGGUGGCCCCGGGAAAUGCAGGCACAGCCAGCUGUGGGAAGAUCUGCAACUCUGAGGUAUCUGUCAGUAACCACACCAUCUUGGCCCAGUUCUGCAAGGAUCAUCACGUGGGUCUGGUUGUGGUCGGACCUGAGGUGCCGCUGGCCGCAGGUAUUGUGGACGACCUGACAGCGGCCGGAGUGCCUUGUUUUGGCCCGUCUGCCAAAGCAGCUCAGCUGGAGGCCAGCAAAAGCUUUUCCAAGGCCUUCAUGGAGCGUCACGGCAUCCCCACAGCCCGUUACGGCUCCUUCACUGACCCCCAGAAGGCCUGCGACUUCAUCCGCACGGCCGACUUCCCGGCGCUGGUGGUGAAGGCCAGCGGUCUGGCAGCAGGGAAGGGAGUCAUCGUGGCAGGAGACCAGGACGAGGCUUGUCGGGCUGUGAUGGACAUCAUGAAGGAUGGAGCCUUUGGCUCUGCAGGGGAAACCGUGGUGGUUGAAGAACUUCUCGAGGGAGAGGAAGUGUCUUGUCUGUGUUUCAGCGACGGCUCCUCAGUGUCUCCGAUGCCCCCGGCGCAGGAUCACAAGCGUCUGCAGGACGGCGACCUGGGCCCGAACACUGGAGGCAUGGGGGCCUAUUGUCCCACCCCUCAGGUGAGCCAGGAGCUGCUGCAGCAGAUCAGAGAGACGGUCCUUCAGAAGACCGUGGACGGGAUGAAGGAGGAGGGAACUCCUUAUGUGGGCGUGCUGUAUGCAGGGCUGAUGCUGACCAAGCAGGGGCCGAAAGUCCUUGAGUUCAACUGUCGGUUUGGAGACCCUGAAUGUCAGGUGCUGCUGCCACUCCUGAAGAGCGACCUGUACGAAGUGAUCUUGAACACCAUGAAUGGCAAAUUGGCCAGCAGCGCCCCCGUGUGGCACCAGGACAGCUCUGCAGUCACUGUGGUCAUGGCCAGCGCAGGUUACCCCGGCUCCUACAAGAAGGGAGUGGAGAUCACAGGCCUGUCCCAGGUUCAGGACUUGGGGCUGCAGGUUUUCCACGCUGGCACCUCUCUGAAGGACAGAGGCGUGGUCUCCAGCGGCGGGCGGGUCCUGACCGUCACCGCAGUCGGGGCGUCCCUGGAGACUGCCCUACGGGCGGCCAAUCAGGGCGUGGCGGCCGUCGGCUUUCCGGGUGCGGUGUACCGCCACGACAUUGGCCACAGGGCCAUCGCCUACCUGAACCAACACAGAGGCCUGACCUACAAGGACAGCGGAGUGGACAUCGCCGCUGGUAACAAACUGGUGGACACCAUCAAGCCUCUGGCCAAGGCAACCUCCCGUCCUGGCUGCAAUGCAGAACUGGGAGGCUUUGCUGGGCUGUUUGACUUGAAGGCAGCAGGUUUUGAUGACCCGAUCCUGGUAUCUGGGACAGAUGGAGUGGGGACCAAACUCAAAAUCGCCCAAGCAUGUGGCCAGCAUGGCGGCCUGGGUCAGGACCUGGUGUCCAUGUGUGUGAACGAUGUGCUGGCUCAGGGCGCCGAGCCGCUCUUCUUCCUCGACUACUUCUCCUGCGGCCACCUGGACGUGGACGUGGCUGCCGCGGUGGUCGGUGGAAUUGCAAAGGCCUGCGAGAUGGCUGGCUGCGCUUUGCUGGGUGGUGAGACAGCAGAAAUGCCAGGUGUCUACGCUCCUGGAGAGUACGACCUGGCCGGGUUCUGUGUCGGAGCGGUGGAGCGUGGAGCCCUGCUGCCCAGGCUGGAGGACAUCACAGAGGGGGACCUGCUAGUCGGAGUCGCCUCCUCUGGGGUCCACAGCAACGGCUUCAGUCUGGUCCGCAAAGUCCUGGAGCGGACCGACCUCAGCUUCAGCUCCCCUGCUCCUUUUGGCAAGUCGGGACAGACUGUUGGGGAGGUUUUGCUGACACCAACGAAGAUCUACAGCCGUCUCCUGCUGCCGAUACUUCGCAGCGGCGCCGUCAAAGCCUACGCUCACAUCACAGGGGGAGGCCUGCUGGAGAACAUCCCGCGGGUGCUGCCCCGGGAACUGGCAGUCGAGUUGGAUGCCUCUCGAUGGAGCAUCCCCCCUGUGUUUUCCUGGCUCCACAAGGAGGGCGGUCUGAGCGAGGAGGAGAUGGCCCGGACCUUCAACUGCGGUCUCGGGGCAGUGCUGGUGGUGUCACCAUCGGAUGCUCAAAUGGUCCUGAGCCAACUUCAAGCACAUGAAGAGGCCUGGAUCGUGGGUUCACUUGCCCACAAGCAGCCUAGGGUGGAACCUGUGGUGGUGCGCAACCUCAAACACAGCCUGCUGAAUGCAGGACCCAUCUGCACAGGAGAACUGGCUGUUGAACCUAACGGUGGUUGCCACGGUGAUGGGAGCACGCCACGCAAGAGGACCAGAGUUGCUGUUCUCAUCUCCGGCACAGGCACCAACCUGCAGGCGCUGAUUGAGGAGGCCAAGCGUCCAUCCAGCUCUGCAGAGAUUGUGGUGGUCAUCUCCAACAGACCUGGAGUUCAGGGUCUGAAGAGAGCGUCGCUGGCCGGCAUCCAGACACGGGUAGUGGACCACAAACUUUAUGGGAGCCGAGCAGAGUUCGACGGCACUAUUGAUCGCGUGCUGGAAGAAUUUGGGGUGGAGCUGGUGUGUCUCGCAGGAUUCAUGAGAAUCCUCACUGGGACUUUUGUCAAGAAAUGGAACGGAAAGCUACUGAACAUCCACCCAUCCCUGCUGCCCUCGUUUAAGGGUGUGAAUGCCCAGAAGCAGGCUCUACAGGCUGGGGUGCGGGUGGCCGGAUGCACAGUCCACUUUGUAGCAGAAGAGGUGGAUGCGGGAGCCAUCAUCGUGCAGGAGGCGGUACCUGUGCUGGGCGGCGACACAGAAGAGAGUCUGUCUGACAGAAUCAGGCAGGCGGAGCACCGAGCCUUUCCUGCAGCUGUGGAGCUGGUGGCCAGCGGCGCCGUCCGGCUGGGGGAGGACGGCCGCAUCGCCUGGAAGUCAGAUUCACAGAGUUAAUAAACGGAGAUGAACCAACACUGAAAA